Molecule: messenger RNA, 1709 nt
Organism: Malaya genurostris
Lineage: Eukaryota; Metazoa; Arthropoda; Insecta; Diptera; Culicidae
Product: organic solute transporter alpha-like protein
Exons: 9
Coding region: 654-1577 (307 amino acids)
Biological process (GO): transport
Molecular function (GO): transporter activity
Source: RefSeq, a predicted model, not a curated record
ACACUUAGUUUCUCUCUUGGUUUUCCUUCUGCUUGCGGUGCUGCAGUUAGUCUAAAGUUAGCUGCCGACUCACUCGGUUCGGUUGAAUUUGUGCUGGUGUUGUUUGGCAUGCGUUAGACCACCCUCCCCACAGUGCAGUGUAGUGUACACAGCUCUUGCAAAAUCUAGUGCGAUCGUGAUUGCUACAGAUUGAUCAAGCGCACAACACCGUGACCUACGAAAUGCAUCAUUAGUGUAUUAUCGUCGUUGGUAAUAAGAAUAGAAAACAAAAGUGACCUUCCUUAAGUAUUGUUAGUACCUUGCUCGGAAAACAGUUGGGAUUUCGAUCCCAAUCCAAACUGCUUCGGAUUCUGGUGCACGUGCAUAAUCGGUUUGAGUGUUGAAAUAGUGUGAUGUGAUACGUCUUUCUUGUGCCGAUUGUUUUGGAAAUAGGUGGUAAUCUUGUUGUGUUUAUCCAUUAAGACGAACCGAACAAGCAGUGUGACAUAACCGAAACAGGCUACGGGCGGAUUGGAAAAUGGAUCGAUUACUUCCUGAAAGCACUUUAUCAACGCCAAUGGGAAUGAGUUGAAAGUUCUAUUUUUACUACGCACGUCGUAACCUGUAAUAGCUAAUACCUAACCUAUAUUAGAAUCAACUGUUGGAAUUGCAAAAUGUACAACGAAAGCACUGAAUACACUGAGUCGGCGGAUAAUCAAACCGCUGCUCGAACAUGUCCUAGUGAACUGCCAACAGUGAUUGAAUAUAUUAGUGGUCUAAAUACAAUUUUAACUGUGAUUAUAGCCAUAACCAUUGUACUUAGUAUUGCAACGUUUACCGUGUGUGUCCGAGCUGUGAGCGCGGUGCUCAGGAAAACGCCUAAACGGUUCAAAACCAAAACCAUCAUCCUGCUGAUUAUCUAUCCGGUAGUGACAGCACUGGCGAUAGUGUCAAUCCUCAUACCCAAGUCGUACUUUAUUUGCGAUACAGUAUCGCAUAUCUAUUUUAUGAUCUGCGCCUACGUGUUUUACAGCCUGUCGAUAGACUAUGUUGGAGGCGAAGAAAGUUUUAUCAAAUCAAGCGAUUCGGAAACUUUUAACGCUAGAACGCCACCACUCUGUUGCUGUUUACUAUUCCUGAAGCGGUCGUCCGUUACCAAAAACCGCCUACUAUUCACAAGAUUAUUAAUACUGCAACUACCGAUUGUGCAGUCUGUAUUAUUUUUGGGCCUCAACAUUGUUUUUGUGGAAGAUAUUAUACAUUUUAACCAAACAAUACUCUACUUUGUCCCAUUUAUCGUUAUUUCGAUCAUAAUUGGAGUAUGGGGUCUAAAUAUUACGGUUCGGAUGAUUUCCCAGUUUCACACAGAACUAAAUAUUAUGGCAAAAUACGUAGUCCUGCAGUCAGUGCUUAUCCUGUGCAAAGUUCAACCGUUGGUCAUUAUGGUAAUUGUCUCGUACAUUACGCCAACAUGCGAUUUCCCAUUGGUGUUGCAAGUACAAAAGAAUGCCGUGUUUCAGAUGUGCCUAUGCGCCGAAAUGUUAUUGAUUUCCCUGUGGGCGUCCCAUCUCUAUAAAGUGCCCCGAAAAAAUCGAUAACUGCAGACCAAACAGGAAAGCAUAAACAAAACCAGAAUCUUUAAAAUUGAAUAGCAUUCAACCAAAUGUAUUAUUUACAUGCUGUUGUGAUUCGAUGUGAUAGAAAUAUAUAUUCUAAUGGAUCUGUGGUGA